This is a messenger RNA of Aspergillus saccharolyticus JOP 1030-1, 1347 nucleotides long. Its product is annotated as MFS general substrate transporter. Gene Ontology annotation, biological process: transmembrane transport. Gene Ontology annotation, molecular function: transmembrane transporter activity. The coding region runs from base 1 to 1347 and encodes 448 amino acids. The transcript is spliced from 3 exons. The record is from RefSeq and is a predicted model, not a curated record. Lineage: Eukaryota; Fungi; Ascomycota; Eurotiomycetes; Eurotiales; Aspergillaceae.
AUGCGGUUUACAGAUAACUUCCUCUUCACCUUUAUCAUCCCCAUACUGCCGGAGAUUCUCGGACAGCGUCUCCAGCAACCCGCAUCGCGCAUCCAGGCGCUCACAUCCAUCAUUCUGUCCAUGAAUGCGCUAGUGUCGAUUGUACUCGCACCCUUGACCGGAUACCUAGCGGAUAAACUGUCCUCACGCAACAGGUGUCUGGUUGUAGCGUGGGUGGUGAAUAUGCUUGGGACGGCUGUUACGGCUUCGGCUACGACAUUGCCAGUUCUCAUCGUCGGGCGCCUCAUCCAGACUCUGGCAGGCUCUGUGAUCUGGAUAGUCGGCAUGGCGAUGCUCGCCAACGCCGCCGGGGCGAAACACCUAGGCCAAGCUUUUGGCGUGGCAGUCCUGCUGGUAUCCGCAGGCCUUCUGACCGGCCCAGCGGUGUCGGCCGCGCUGUACAAAUUCGUCUCGUACCCUGUCAUGUGGUCGAGUGCGUUCAUCGUGCUUCUGACCGGCUUGGCCCUACAAUUGCUUGUCAUCGAGCCGCAGCAGGACGAGGAGAACACAGCCUCCACGACCAAAAUACAAAGCACGACGAACGAUGAGGAACAAGAGAUCCACGAUGCCAACGAUCCGCUCCUCCCAGGUAGCACACCAGGAGAGACCGACACUCGCACUUACUACUCCACCGCCGCCACCACCACCACCGAAACACGCUCCCCUCCAGCCACAGCAGACCGCAACAAGGAAGCCAAUAUCUACUGGCUCAUCCUCCGCAGGAAACGCGUUGCCGCCGGCCUCCUCGGCGAUACCCUCCUCGCCAUUAUCAUCGCAAGCUUCGAGGCGACGAUCCCGCUGCACAUUCGGAAAGUGUUCGGUUGGGACAGCUUCCACGCGGGGAUGCUGUUUCUUUUGCUGCAAGCUCCGACGUUGAUACUUGUCGUGCCAGUCGGCUGGCUCAAGGAUAGAUUUGGCAUGCGGUAUCCGGUUUCGCUGGGGUUCGUUCUGCUGGCGCCGUCGCUUGUGCUGCUGGGUAUGCCGGGCGAAUGUGGGUUGAAAGGGGAGAGUGGUUCCGUAGUCUACCUUGUGACAUUGAUCGCAAUUGGAGUGUGGAGGACGUUGAUUCUGGGGUAUGGUGGGGUUGAGGUUUUGAACGGCGCCAAUGAGCUCGCAGAGGAGAAACCAGGUAUCUUUGGCUCAAACCGCGGAUACUCGCGCACCUUCUCCAUGUCCAACAUCACCUGGAAGGGCGGCAUGUUCAUCGGUCCCUUGGUCUCGGGCGCUUUGACCGAGACAGUAGGGUAUUUCUACAUGAAUUCAAUUCUUGGUACGUCCCACUACUUGAGCUCCUCGCUCAGCGCAUGA